UAAGAACUAUACUGUUGAAACUUGGUAAGUAGAUGUAUUCUGUGAACCGCAUUAAGAUUUUUACACAAAAAUAGAAAAAAAAAAACAAUAAAAUUUGGGGGUUUCCCAUACUUAGAACUGAAACUCAAUUUUUUUUUCAUCAAACCCAUACGUGUAUGGGUGUGAUGAAAAAAACUAGUUACUAGAACUCGUUCAAACCAAUUUUUGGUGGAAGUUUGCAUGGUAAUGUACAUCAUAUAUAUUUUUUAGUUUUAUCAUUCUUUCAUUUUAGAAAUAACAGGGGGAGGGGGAGACACAUUUUACCAAUUUGGAAGUGUCUCUCGCGCAAACUAUUCAGUUUAGGAAAAAAAAUACUUAUAUUAGAAACCUUAAUAUCAUUUUUGAAGACCUAUCCCACACAUAGAUAUCCCACACGUAUGGGUUUGAUGAAAAAAAAAUCAGUUCUAUGGGGAAACCCCAAAAUUUAUUGUUAUUUUUUCUAUUUUUGUGUGAACAUCUUAAUGCGGUACACACAGAAUACAUCUACUUACCAAGUUUCAACAGUAUAGUUCUUAUAAUUUCGGAAAAAAGUGGCUGUGACAUACGGACGGACAGACAGACAUGACGAAUCUAUAAGGGUUCCGUUUUUUGCCAUUUGUCUACGGAACCUUAAUUAGGGUACCAACAGGGUAAGUAUGAUUUUUUUUCGCUUCAACCCUAUGUAUUAUUAUUACUAUUUAUGAUGUUCCGGAAAUUGUAGUUUAGGCCUGACGACGGGUUAUUGGUUCUCACGGUGUAUACUAUAAAUCAGAAUAUGCCGUUGUUGACAGGUUACCAUGGCACCACUUCAUGUUUACUACGUUUAUUUCUCGAAAUUGUAAAGUGCUCGUUUUUCGACGUUAGUCUUUUGUCUUUGUAAAUUUUAGUGUCCGAAUGUGUUUAUUUAAAUGUAAGCAGGUUUGAAGUGAAAAUUGUUGGUAAAAUAUUAUAUUUUUGAAACAAUUUUAGACUGUGCUAUGUUCAAGUUUGGUACAAAAGAAAUGUUGACCUAAUAGUUAAUUAAGAAGGAUAAGUAGUCAUAGAAGCGCAUAGAACUUAUUAAUUUAAUAAUUUAGUAGAUGGCAGACUGAGAGAUGGUGUGUCCGUGCCAUUCCUUCUCAACCUCGAUCCGGAGGGUGGUUAUGAAAAAACUAAGCAGGAUCGUGAAAAGCUGCCGAAUAUCUUCUGUAAGUUCUUAUUUACGUAUGUUAUAACAAAAGUUUCUGAAAUAUGUACUUCAAAUAACGUUUUGACCUGGUUUUAAACAAUGUAAUAUAAAAGAAGUCCAGAGAUGCGUUGUCAGGAUAUUCCCGCAAAUGGAGUUUAAUUACCUACGCAAUUGCAAACUCAAUGCUUUUUAGUUUACAACCAACAAUCUAUCUUUUUUCUGUUGCCAUGGCGCUCUCCGCACAAGAUGAGACCUAACCAAGAAGUGAGACAUCGCUGUACCGAGGAAUGGGCGACUUACGAUAGUUUUGGUUUUUUAGUGAAAUGGGAGGCAAGCUAGGCAAGCUCUGUUCGCCCCAGGUCCAGUCUGUGGGCUCCGUGCUGGACCGAGUCAUCUCACAGCCCAGCAGCGAGGCCCACACGGUUCUGUACAAACUCGCGGACUUCCAUAAAGGAGGUCUACUGCUAGAGACGUAUGCUAAAGGAGGCAUGGUAGCGGCAGAAAAGCUGAUUCGCGAGGAGUUCGCAGCCUACAUGUACGCUGGAGGGCGCGGGCGAGUCAUCAACCGCGCGGAGUACUUGCGGUGGAAGUUCAGAGAUCAGGAACAGGUGGUCCUGCCGAUCGAAGCGUCGUUGUCUCCACAUGAUCCCCUGGCGAAGUGGGAAGACCACAUGUCUUGCUGGCAAAUGAGCUAUCGCGGCGCGCUGGGCGAGUCGCUGCUGCACGUCCUCAUAAUUUGCGAUACAAAGAUCCACACCAGGCUCGCUAGAACCCUUCUUAAAUGUUUUCCAAAGCUAUCUAUGGAUGUCGUAGAAGGCGAGGAGUAUUUAGGAGCCAGUUCUUUACAUUUAGCAAUAGCGUACAGUAACAACGAACUGGUACAAGAUCUAGUGGACUGUGGUUGUGACGUCAACCAGCGAGCGAUUGGCAGUUUCUUCUUGCCCCGCGACCAGCAGAAAGUUCCUCCAGCCCGACAGACCAACUAUGAAGGGUUGGCGUACCUGGGCGAGUAUCCUCUGGCGUGGGCGGCGUGCUGCGCCAAUGAAUCCGUUUACAACCUGUUGUUGGAGUCCGGCGCGGACCCGGACAUGCAAGACUCGUUCGGCAACAUGAUACUGCAUAUGGUCGUCGUUUGUGACAAACUGGACAUGUUCGGCUACGCUCUCCGCCACCCGAAAGUUCCAGCCAGCAACGGGCGCAUGAACCGUGCCGGCUUCACUCCCCUCACCUUGGCCUGCCAGCUGGGUCGAGACUCCGUGUUCAGAGAGAUGCUUGAGCUGUCCUGUAGGGAGUUUUGGCGGUACUCUAACAUCACGUGCUCUGCAUAUCCGCUAAAUGCUUUGGAUACGCUUUUGCCUGAUGGACGAACAAAUUGGAACUCGGCGCUUUUCAUAAUCCUUAACGGAACAAAACAAGAGCAUUUGAAUAUGUUGGACGGAGGGAUCAUCCAAAGGCUCUUAGAAGAAAAGUGGAAAACUUUUGCAAGAAACAAAUUCCUCAAACGGCUGCUGAUUCUGCUGGUUCAUCUUAUACUGCUCUCUGUGUCUGUGUACCUUCGACACAGCGCUGCGGAGGCCGAGGCUAAUCCUGAAUGGAGACUUGAGAUAACAGACGCUCGAGGCGGUAUCAGACUGGCGUGCGAACUGGGCACCAUAGUCAGUACGUUAUGUUACAUCAUUCUUCAACAAGGCGACGAACUCAAAAACCAGGGCGUCGUCGCUUACUUCAAACAAUUGAUUCACGAACCAGCAAAAUUCAUCUUCCUAGUAUCGAACCUGCUCCUCUUGGUAUGUAUACCGGCGCGAUUAAUGCGGCUGCCUAUGCUGGAAGAGGCACUGCUCAUCUUCCUUCUGCCUGGCUCUUGGUUUCUGCUCAUGUUCUUUGCUGGGGCAGUGCGACUGACGGGUCCGUUCGUGACGAUGAUCUACAGCAUGAUUACUGGCGACAUGUUCACCUUCGGCAUCAUCUACUGCAUCGUGCUCUUCGGUUUUUCGCAGUCUUUCUACUUCCUAUACAAAGGGUUCCCUAAUGUUUCAUCCACUUUAUACUCCAGUUACCCGACCACAUGGAUGGCUUUGUUUCAAAUCACACUGGGAGAUUAUAGUUACUCAGACCUGGGCAUGACCUCGUAUCCAAACCUGACGAAAUCCGUGUUCACUCUAUUCAUGAUCUUCGUGCCGAUCCUACUCCUCAACAUGUUGAUCGCCAUGAUGGGAAACACUUAUGCACAUGUCAUUGAGCAGUCUGAGAAGGAGUGGGUUAAACAGUGGGCAAAAAUCGUCGUCUCUCUUGAACGUUCCGUGGCGCAAGAGGAUGCACACAGAUACCUGCAAGAGUACUCCAUUGGCUUAGGCCCCUCGGAUGACCCGCGAUACGAGCAGCGCGGCGUCAUGGUCAUCAAGAGUAAGGAUAAGACGAGAGCCAAGCAGCGGAAAGGCGCGUUAGCGAAUUGGAAGCGCGUUGGGAAAGUUACGAUAGCAGAGCUGCGAAGACGAGGAAUCACGGGCGAAGACCUUCGUAGGCUGAUGUGGGGUCGUGUGUCUAUUUCCACGCCCACCAAAGCACCUCUUGGAAGGCGCCCACAAGCCCCACCACCGGACUGUGUGGCGGCUGCAGAAGUCAGCCAAAUCGGCCUCUCGGGUGGGGACGCUCUCAACGGAGUUGGGACCGCGCUGUCUUCCGCUCUUGAUGUCAUGGCGUUCACGCAUGACCUGGAUUUAGGGUCCACUGGCACAGACCAAAUGAAACAACCAACGCCAGACCUCCUUGUAAACGGGAAAACCAUCCCAAAACCAGGCCAAACUACAGUCAGUCAACCUGUACAACCACCUUCAAGCCAACCAGGCCUUGCAGUUCCAAAAACUGCCCCUAUAACUGCGCCUGUAUCUGGAAUAGGGCUACAAGUGCCUUCUGUUCCAACAGUUACAGGUGUUCCAGGAGGUUUGCCAGGAGCUGGUAUAACAGGACAAGUUCAAAGCACUCCAGGUGUUUUGCAAGGCUCAGGACCUGGGCUAAGUAUACCUGUGCAAGGUGUUCCUGCGCAAGGUAUUCCUGUGCAAGGUAUUCCUGAGCAUGGUUUGCCAGUGCAAAGCAUAACUAGACAGGGUAUGCCUGGGCCAGUUGCUGGGCAAGCAGCGUUAGGGCAAGGGACUGGAAUGGGUCAGAUUACUAUGACGCAGGAUAUGUUAAAAAUUGGAGUACCGCAGCCACCUGCGCCAGUAGAAUCGUUCCGGGACUUCUUCUUCGAACUUGUUCUGCUAGCGGACUCGCAGAGCCCUGACCAGGGGCAGCUUCGGAAUCUUGCGGAGCAGGCAGCCGACCUGAAGGGUGUUCCGGAGAUUGACAUCAAUAUGAGCACAACAGCGAAAUCAGCUCGCAAGGUGGUAGCUGGGGCGGUUUCGGGCCUUUUUGGCGUGGCAGCCGACGCGCCCGCCGCCGACGCCGGCUGGCGCCGAGAGCGGCACGAGCAAAGCGACAGUGAUCCACCGUCAGAAUCUGUGCUGCUGGGGCGAGCGUCGAGGGCGCGGCGAGCGCGUUCCGCGUCGAAACGUGCUGAGCCACCCCCGCCGCACCUCUACGUGCCAGCCAGGUCAAUGUAUUUUGUUGCAUCGGAGAGUAGUGCUUUGGAAAGCGACGCCCCCUUAGAAGACCAGCCGAGUUCAGGCAAUAAUUCCGCACUUGGGGGUCGAUGGGACGACGCGGCGCGCAUACGUGCAGUACGUCCCCUCUGCAUCUUGCAGGCAACCGGGCUAAACCCCGUGGAACAUUCUGUUUACGUCGUAGGUUCUGGUGACGGAGAGGAAGUGGAAGCUACACCACUUCAGUCUAAACCGAAGCACGAGAGAAGAGUUAGGCCGAAAACAGCGCGUACCCGUCGCAACAGAGUAUCUCCAGUCCCCGAAGCCGGCAGCCCCUUGGAGCCCUGGGCCACGGCGCCGCUGUCGCGCCUCUCUCGACUGAUCCGCUCAACCAGCGCCUCAACGGCAUCUUUGACCGAUACAGAAUCGCCCAGAUAUUGAGUACCAGCAGUGUUCAAUAGUGUUGUGUGUAUGAAUAGCCUGUCAAGCCAUUUCCGUCAGAACAAAAAGGCGGCAAACUUAAAAAAUGGCGCGAAAGGGUAUUAUCCCAUAGAAAAUUUGAAUUUCGCACGGUUUUCUACUGACAGUUAUUUAACAGACUAAAGAAUUCAUGUUCGACCAGAGUAUUCUAUGCCAUAGAUCUUUGUCGCAUUCUAACUAAUCUUGUCUGACCAAGCUAACUCCGCACAGAUUUUACAGAGACCGAGUGCCACAAUAAAAUAAAACGCUCAUAGUUGCAUUUUACACUUUGUCACUUCAGUUAUGUUAUGUUAGACAGACUCUACCCUUUUUCAACUUCGACCAUUGAAUAUGUCAAGCAAGGGUGCAAA
Cydia pomonella (codling moth) is the source of this 5594-nucleotide messenger RNA. RefSeq lists its product as uncharacterized. The record is from RefSeq and is a predicted model, not a curated record. Gene Ontology annotation, biological process: calcium ion import across plasma membrane. Lineage: Eukaryota; Metazoa; Arthropoda; Insecta; Lepidoptera; Tortricidae. The transcript is spliced from 26 exons. Gene Ontology annotation, molecular function: protein binding; calcium channel activity. Bases 1510 to 5205 code for a protein of 1231 amino acids. Gene Ontology annotation, cellular component: membrane.